Magnolia sinica is the source of this 3712-nucleotide messenger RNA. RefSeq names its product disease resistance protein RFL1-like. The transcript is spliced from 4 exons. The record is from RefSeq and is a predicted model, not a curated record. NCBI's taxonomy places the organism in Eukaryota, Viridiplantae, Streptophyta, Magnoliopsida, Magnoliales, Magnoliaceae. Bases 248 to 3133 code for a protein of 961 amino acids. Gene Ontology annotation, molecular function: ADP binding; protein binding; ATP hydrolysis activity.
CCAUCACAACUCCGAACGUGUGCGCCUAGUGUUUCUCUGCAUGUGGCUGGAGUUUCACUCUAGGGCUUUGCGUAUAGGCUUUUCUCCUCUCAUCAUCUGCAAUUGAUCUCAGAGAGAAAUUCAUACUUUAAAGAGUACCGCAUCGGCAAUCCAAUAAUAUUCGAUAGCAACAAUUAAAAGUAAUUUCAUUUCAUUCCUCUGCUGCUUUCAAAAGCACCGUUAUCUCCCAUCCAUCCAUCUAUCUAGAAUGGACUUGUUGGGUCCAAUUGUGGAAAUCAUUCUCUUCUUCUGGGCUCCUAUUUCUCGGCACAUCGGUUAUUUCAAAGACCUCAACAACAAUGUAGAGACUCUGAAAAGGAAAACGGAAAAGCUAAAACGCAAGCAUGAUGAUAUUCAAGCAGAAGUCGACAAUGCUAUACCAGUCGGAAAGAGACAGAAAGCCCUUGUGGAGAAUUGGUUCACGGAAGUCAGAAAUACCGAAAACGAAGUUGAUUCAAUAAGAUUGGAGCUGGAACGAAGGAGAAUAUGCACCUAUCACUGGUCUCGUUAUACAUUGGGAAAAAGGGUCGUUGAAAAGCUCGAAGACAUCAAAAAGCUCAACAAAAAACUCAAAGUAAAAGGGGUCUUCCAUGAGGUGGCUGAGAGCAGUCGACAUCCAAGGGUGUUGGAAAAGCAAACAUCACUACCACGAGGACAACAAAGCACGUCUGAGCGAACCUUGGAGGAGAUAUGGCAAUGCUUAAACGAGGAAAGGAGUGGAAUCAUAGGUAUUUGUGGGAUGGGUGGAAUAGGAAAAACCACUCUCAUGAAAGAAAUAAACAAUAGGUGCACCAAAACCCGUGACUUUGAUGUCGUGAUUUGGAUAACUGUGUCCAAGGAUCUCAACUUGGGAUUAAUCCAAGAGGAGAUUGGAAACAGAUUGGGUAUGAAAUUCGACGGAAAUGAAGAUAAGGGGGACAAGUUGUUUACUCGGUUGAAGAAUCUUAGGUAUCUGCUCAUCUUAGAUGAUCUAUGGGAAUCAUUUAGCUUGGUUAAAGUUGGAAUUCCAAAGCCAGACAAGCAAAACAGAUGCAAGAUCGCGAUAACGACCCGAUCCAUUGAAGUAUGUAAUAAGAUGGGGGCCGAUAAGCAGAUUAGAGUCAAGACUCUUACAUGUGAGGAAGCACGGAAUUUGUUCUAUGAAAGAUGUGGGGAUGUGGUUCUAUCAUCAGAGAUUCGACCGGUGGCAGAGAAAGUCGUGGAACAGUGCAGCGGAUUACCACUUGCAAUUAAGACAGUGGGACAGGCUAUGUACGGCAAGGAUAAGAAAGAGCUAUGGGAGCAUGCAUUAUGGGCAUUGAAAAGAUCAUUACCUGAUGAGGUUCCAGGUAUGGAGCCUGAAGUUUUUCUUCCUUUAAAAUUUAGCUAUGAUUGCCUAGAAAAUGAAGAGAGCAAAUUAUGUUUUCUGUAUUGUUCAUUAUUUCCGGAAGAUUAUGUUAUAAACAUAGAUAAGCUAGUAAGAUAUUGGGCCAUGGAGGAAGGAUUCAUAGAAAAUGUGAAUAACUUGGAAGAAGCAUCAAACAAGGUGUAUAAAAUCCUUGAAAGAAUCAAGGACGCAUGCCUCUUAGAGCAAGGGUGGAACUAUAGAUAUGUUAAGAUGCAUGAUUUGCUCCGCGACUUGGCUAUAUGGAUCACUUCACCAUCGUCAUCGUCAUCCAGCAAAGGCUUAAAAUUCCUUGCAAAAGCCGGGGAGGGAUUAGUGCAGCCACCAGAAGAGAAAUUGUGGCGAGAGAUGGGGAGGAUUUCAUUGAUGCGCAACAAAAUAGAACAUCUCCGAAUUACACCCGAUUGCCCUAACUUGGUCUCCUUGUUCCUCAAUGACAACAAUCAAUUACGUACCAUUCACAGUGGUUUCUUCGAGUUCAUGCCGAAUCUUCAGAUCCUCGAUCUAAGCAAUACUUGCAUUGAAUCUCUCCCAGCAUCGUUAUCGCUUUUAACGAAUCUACGUGCGCUCAUUCUAAGUGGCUGCAGACAUCUAGUGGAGGUGUCACAAUUGGGAAAGCUGGAGGAACUCCAACUUCUUGAUCUCUCUGGAUCUGGUUUAAAAAGCUUGCCUCAAGGCAUUGCAAGCUUGGUUAAACUUAGGUGGCUGGAUCUAUCAUUUAUGAGGGAUCUCAUCCCAAAUAUUCCCUGGGAUAUGAUAUUCGGGCUACCUAGUCUGGAGGAUCUAAGAAUGACGGGGUUGAAACACGUGGAUGGAGCUACUUUCAGUAAGGCUGCGACCAUGACACGGCUGACUUCUUUAAGAAUCCAACUGUCCAAUCUUAAUGGCUUCAUCGCAGAUGAUAUGUUCCACCGAUGGUUUUCAGGUUUGAGAAGAUUCCAUGUUUGUGUUGACUAUCAAGAGUCUGAUGCCUCGCGGGGUGAUCCUUAUAGGGAUAUAAUCAUUUCGGGAUGUGACAAUUUCCCAUGUGGGAUUGAGGGGUUGAUAAAAUAUGCAACCACUUUGUGGUUAAUAAAUUGCAAAGGUCUAACGAGUCUUUCUCAGAUACUAGGCGAUUCAAAGAACUUAAUAAUACUCGAUGUCCUACAAUUCAGUGGAGUGGAAUGCAUUAUAGACUGGAGAGAGGUUGGAGAUGAUGCAUUCCAAUGUUUAGAGAGGUUGUAUCUCCGUGGUUUGCCAAACUUGGAGAAGGUAUUCGAUGGUGUAGCGUCUCAGCCUAACACGCGCCUUCAAAACGUAAGAACUAUACAACUUAACGAUUGUCACAAGUUAAGGUGUCUCUUCUCUUCUAAUAUGGUAGAAUAUCUACAUCAAUUACAAGAGCUUUUUGUAUGGGAUUGUUCCGAAAUGGAGGAGAUUAUAGAAGGCGACAUGCUUCCUCAUAAUUCAUUCCCAAGAUUAUGCUUCCUAUCUUUAGGAGGCUUAUCCAAAUUAGUAAGCAUUUGUGGCCAGCGACUUACUUUUAAAUCUUUAGAAGAGAUGAGAGUAAGUUCGUGUCCUAAGUUGAAGAAGCUCCCCCUCUUCUCCUCAAGCAUCCUGGAAAUAAAAGGAAAAAUACAAGGCGAGAGAGAAUGGUGGGAAGGAUUAGAGUGGGAAGACGAGAACGCCAAGUCCCUCUGCUCCAGAAUUUACGAAGUAUCUUCCUCAUAGAAAAGGAAUAUUUUCCUGAAUAACACUGCGAGAACAUCAUUAAGCUCUACAAUCUCUCGAGAUAUUACAAUGCCGCCAAACUCUUGAGAAGUUGAACUGGAUUCAGAGCAAUGCAGUAGCUAUUCAGCAAAUGCCAAGGGCAUUACCAACAGCAUUUGAUAACAGAUUUAAUGGGGAUGCAUCAUCAUUAGUUCUAUUUUAGAACUUAGAGAACCUGCGAACAAAGUGCUUGGAAGCUACAAUGUUUUAUGAGAUUUGUAGCAGUUACAGGCCUGUUUUGGGGAGGGGGAUCUCAGAGAGAUCAGAGUUUGGGGCUGUUUCUAAUUUUCUUUCUCCUAAUCGAGCAUGUGCUCAAGCAGACGGUAUAAGCCCUUGUUUUGUUUGGCUGUGACUUGUGCUAGCUUGAGGCUGUUUCAGGUGUGUUUGGAUGCAAUAUGAAAUUGAAUUGUAAUAUUCUAGUGACUCUACAAGAGUAGAAGCGUGGAAAUGAUUGAAUUGUGGUUACCUCCCUUUGCACCAUAUUGAGAGAUUGGCCUCCAAAUCACAAUGACAUUCCUUUCAAGCUGAAAGGAAUAAAAA